Chlorella variabilis is the source of this 1012-nucleotide messenger RNA. RefSeq lists its product as hypothetical. NCBI's taxonomy places the organism in Eukaryota, Viridiplantae, Chlorophyta, Trebouxiophyceae, Chlorellales, Chlorellaceae. The record is from RefSeq and is a predicted model, not a curated record. Gene Ontology annotation, molecular function: protein binding. The coding region runs from base 26 to 844 and encodes 272 amino acids. The transcript has 5 exons.
AGCGCUGCAGCAGCAGGCGUUGCGGAUGCAAGCUAGGCUCAUGGCCGCCACCUACGCGCAGCCCUGCGGCCUGGUGUCCCGCCCUGCUGCCACACCGCAGCGGGUCGCAUUCAGUGCAGCAGGGGCUCGGGUGCUGGCGCGCGGGCGGCGGGCCAGGGUGGCCAGCGGCGGCGGCGGCGGCAGCGUGCAGGCCCCCUCCCUGGACGACCUCCGGGCGGGGCUGCAGGAGGCCAUCAAAGCCGAAGACUAUGGCACGGCGGCCAGGAUCAGGGACCGCAUCGCCCAGGUGGAGCAGGAGGACCCGGUGGUCACAGCGGAGCGGGAGCUGGAGCAGGCGGUGGCGGAAGAGCGGUUUGAGGACGCCGCCAAGCUGCGUGACCGGCUCAAGGAGCUGCGGCCCCCGCCGCCGCCCCCUCCCGCUGUGCCCGCAUUCGACACCACUGCCACCACCACCAGCGAGGAGGUGACGGAUGGCGUACGCGUGGUCUGUCGCUCCUUCUUCGUUCCCAGCGAGAGCUCGCCCGCCCGGGGCGCAUACUUUUUUGGCUACCAAAUCAGCAUCACCAACGAGAGCCAAGAUACCGUGAAGCUGAUGGAGCGGUACUGGCACAUCACAAAUGGGCAGGGGCAAAGCCAGGAGGUGCGGGGCCCGGGCGUGGUGGGCGAGCAGCCCGAGUUGGCGCCAGGCGAGACUUUCCAAUACCAGUCUGCGUGCCCGCUGCCCACGCCGCGGGGUAAGAUGAAGGGUCACUUUGAGUUUUACGCGCGAGACGAGGAAACGCGGCAGUGGAACAGGUCCUUCCUGGUGAACAUCGGCACCUUUGAGCUGCGUUCGGAUGUGUGAUGGAACCACUUUCGCCACCUUGUCCCACGCCUCUUGAAUGUGCGCUGCCCUUCCUCUGCUUCCUGUUCUCCAUCUUCUCUUUCUGAAUGCCUGAAUGAAUGCACACAAUCACUAGUCUUUACAUCGUCUGUUGUCAGCCUUUUCCAUUUCUGUUCCACUUGCCUGCUG